AUGUCAAAUGACAUUACCCAAAGUCCGGAUCGUAUCCAUCCUCCCCCGUUGCCUCGCUCAGCCUCAAAUCCAAAGCCCAAAGGGAUCCUGAAGAAUGCCCCUCCAGUCCCCGGAAGCGUUGGCCAUAGUUUGCAAUGGGACGAGGAGAAUCUGGCCUUGACGGAAAUACAGAAAGAUAGUUUAAUGAAGAUUACGGAGCCCAAGACGCCCUAUGUACGAUACAAUGCAGAGCUAGAUACUGUUGAAGGAGAUAUCCCAGGGUUCGAACUGAAUAGCACGCCGGCCGCAGAACCUACACCGUCUUCACCUACGAAUGCAUUCGGCUCUUCAGCGCUAUUUGGGGACACCGCUUCUGGAGGUAAUUCGGGACCAUCGUCUCGUCGUACAUCUAUAUCCAGUGCCGGUGGCCGACAAUCAGGGCGAUCUAGCAGUGCUACUUCCAGUCGAAGCACAAGCUUCAACCUCCCCAGCGAGGCUAGGUCGCAGAUAAGGGCUAUUCAUGGAGACGGGGAGACGGGUGAGGAAGUAGGAGAGGACGAGGAAAUGGAUGAAGAAACCGCUGCGAAACAUGCAGCAUUCGUCCGAGCAAGAGGUAGACAUUACUCGAAUGAAGCUGAAGCGAUGAAGCGUGCAGCGGAGCUCAUGGAGGACGAAGAUAACGAUUCUGAAGAGCCGGCCCCAGACGCUGGUGGUGAUGGCGACGACGCGUCGAUGAAUGAACCUGUAAUACCACCCGUGCCCAAAAUCAACGGGGAUCAUAAUGUCGAACGGGGUCGGCGUCGCACUUAA
Pleurotus ostreatus (oyster mushroom) is the source of this 789-nucleotide messenger RNA. RefSeq lists its product as uncharacterized. NCBI's taxonomy places the organism in Eukaryota, Fungi, Basidiomycota, Agaricomycetes, Agaricales, Pleurotaceae. Bases 1 to 789 code for a protein of 262 amino acids. The record is from RefSeq and is a predicted model, not a curated record. Gene Ontology annotation, molecular function: protein phosphatase inhibitor activity. The transcript has 5 exons. Gene Ontology annotation, biological process: regulation of signal transduction.